Molecule: messenger RNA, 954 nt
Organism: Psylliodes chrysocephalus
Lineage: Eukaryota; Metazoa; Arthropoda; Insecta; Coleoptera; Chrysomelidae
Source: the annotation of a GenBank genome assembly
AUGUUUUGUUUUUCUAUCGGCAUAACAACUAAUGAACUGCACUGUUCUAAAACGUCUUUGGUUUCGCUAGCAUUUAGAAUGGCGUCUAAUCAAAGAGAAUUUUUCCGAAAAUACUGCCACUCACCGAUGGUUCCAGAAGAGAUACAGAGUCAAAAUAAUCAAGAUAAUGGUUUGGCUUCUACAGCAAAAAGUGAUGUUAUACCGGUUUCUGAAAAUAAUUCGAAACUUCAAGAUAAAGCAAUGCAUGACAAAAAUCUAUCUGAGGGGCAUUUAAUGGAUCUGAAAAUUAGUAAAAACAGUAUUCUCGAUAACAUGCAAGUUAAAGUUUUAUCACCAAGCACUAACAAAGAAGAGUUACUCUGCUCUCCACAAGAAGGUCCCAGUACAGCAGAACCUGCAAGUCCAUUACAUAUACAUAUUAUUAUAACUGACGAAAAUCUAUCUGAGGAAAAUUUAAUGGAUCUGGAAACUUGUCAAAACACCCUUCUCAAAAACGUACAAGAUAAAGUUUUAUUACCUAGCCCUAACGAAGAAGAUUUGCCCUGUUCUUCACAAGUAGGCCCCUCUUUAUAUGGACCUGCAAGUAAACCUGCAAGUCCAUUACUUGCACAUAUAAUUGCUGACAGUGUCUUACAAGACGGGCCUUCUACAAGAGCAGUCAGAUCAAGACGAACAGAAAUGUACAAUUUUUGGGACGGAACAGCCGAGUCAGAUUCCGAGAGUGAAGAUAGUUCUAAGAAAAAACGAGUGGAGAUUGGAACUGUUACUAAAGAUUUUAGGAAAAAGAAAAAACCAGUAAACAAAGCUAAAGAGCGGAAGGCACGAAGAGAUCGAGGGGAAGAAUAUGUUUCAAAAAAAGGUACCAAGGUCAGACCAAGAGCAGUUAAAGAAAAUCCUUGUGUCCAGAAAAAAUGUAUAAAUGGAUGCGAUACGAUUACCGACGAAAGACUAUAA